AAAACAGUUAUUCAAAACAGGAACAAAAGCCCUAAAGAAAAAGAGGAAAAGUAGGCAAAAAGAAGUCUGCUUCUCUUCGGCAUUUGAAUUUGGGCUGGGCUAGCAAGACAUUCAGAAGUUAAAUUGGGCUUUGAUUCUGCUAUUUACCCGAUCAACCCGCCUGAUGCGUUGAAGACUAUAAAAUUAGGCGGAGGUAAGAAAGCAUCGCGACUUUGGGAGGCAUCAUCUAGUGCAUCGUCACCCGCUAGAGUCUUCGCUUUUGCGUUUCACACAGAGCAAGAGGCGAUCGAAGAUGGUAUGUCUGGCGUGUUUGUUACCGCUGUUUCUGGUUCCAAUAGUCAACUUAUUGCCCUUACUCUUCAAUCUCAUCAUGGCAAAGGUUUAUGGGCUUUUCGGAUGGGAGUAUAGGAAGCCAGAAAGGGUUCCAGCUGCAUGUCCGUACAAGCCUGCGGCCAAUAAUAAUAGCAAGGUGGGGGUAGAAACUGAACCUGGUGCACCAGAGCCUGUUCUGAAACCAGUGGGAGUAGAGAAUAGCAAGUGCGACUAAAGUUGGACCACCUCUCCUAACAUACAUGUCACUUAUAAAGUACAAGGUUUUUCCUCAGGAUAAAAAGCUUAUUUAAUUGCUUGAUCGGUAGCAAGUCUUGCUAUAAAGAUGAUUCGUCUAUUUACAGGUUGUUGAGCAAUGGAGUUUGAAUCUUUGAACUUCGAUUGUAUAAAACUGAUUUGGCAAUUCUUGAAGUCGGUUUACUAUCCUUAUUUUUGUUGAUGAAGAAUGGUACUCUGGACAAAGGCGAUUCCAACUAGAACAUUGGGGAUGACAAUUUUAUAAUUCUAGAAAAUUUCACUUGA
Messenger RNA from Vitis vinifera (wine grape), 852 nucleotides. RefSeq lists its product as uncharacterized. The transcript has 4 exons. Bases 293 to 547 code for a protein of 84 amino acids. The record is from RefSeq and is a predicted model, not a curated record. Lineage: Eukaryota; Viridiplantae; Streptophyta; Magnoliopsida; Vitales; Vitaceae.